AGAGGCUUCAAAGGCUCUGGUGAGCCCGAUGGCUGCGGAGAUGGAUGGCGGUGGGGCUGCAGCUGCACAGCACGGGGGGGGUCCAUCCUUCCUUCUUCCUCCUAUAGCUCCGGGAUCCGUGGGAAUGGGGGCUCCUUCAGCAGCCUGGUGUUUGUUUGGCAUGUUUUCCCACCUGCAUCCCGGUUGUCCCAGCUCGUGGCCGGGUUUAGCCCCUUUUGUUUCGUCUCUCUCCCCAGGAAGGAAGAGUCCUGUGCAGGCAGUGGUGGCAAAAGGAGUGAAUGGGUGGUUGCUUUUCAAAGCCGGUCUCUAGUGGGUGUUGUGUUUGGAAAGGGGCCCUGCUGCCACCCGUGUGCCCAGAGCCGGGGAAAACGUCACCGUGCUGAGCACGGGAGAUAAGGCACGAGCAAACAGUGUUGUGCAGGGAGAUGGAGGAGGCAACGCUGGGCAUCACCCACGGCAUCGGGCAUGGCCUCCUUGGGGCACCCAGCCCCGUGCCCCUCUGAACCCCAUCUCCCUGUGUUCACAGGUCUGCAUUGACUCCCAUCCUUGGUCUAUAUUUGUCUUCAUCCUUUAAAAACUCUUUGGAAGGGCAGCCUGUGGCUCCUUGCCAUCAGCCUGGGCCACCUCCUGCCUUUUCCCUGCUUGGGUAAAAGAGUUGGGGGGAAAAAAGGGCCAAUUAUGGGGAAGGGGUUGAGCGUGGGCUCUGGUGGGUCUGCUCUGGGUCACGCUGCCUUCCCUUGGGGGUGCCUGGGCAGCAUCUUGCCCAUCUCACAGGAGAUCCCUGGUGUUGCAGGUGGGAUUUCCAUCCUUUGGGUACUUCCCAGUGACUCAGCCCAGGCCAGGGGGCUCCGCUUCCCCUUCCUGACGGCUGCAGAGGCUGUUUUGGCUGCCUGACCCAGAAACGCGGGACAAUUCAGAUGCCGACAGCUUGGAGGCAGACAUGGAGGGCAGCCCCGAGCCAUGGGACAGUGUGUGCUCGGUUGCCGGUGGCACAUGGGUGCUGUAAUGGGAACGGUGCUCCCCAGGGCUGUACUCAGGCAGGGAGGAGGGGAUGUGACAAGGACACUGCUGGUGCAGUUAUCCUGUCCUCUGACUGGGGCCAGGGAUGUGCUGGGGGUAUGGAGCUGGUUGCAGGCAGGAGGGAGCUGGUGGAUAAAGGUUUUCUGAGUGGCAGCAACCUGUACGAAAAGCCAGUCGGCCCAGUGGGUUUGGGGAUGCUGUGUGCGCGCUGCCGGCACUGCCUGGUUUUCUACCGUGUGAGAGAGUAGCUGCUUUUAGGUGACAACAUCAUCGUGCUCUUCCUCAUCCUCAUUCCCCCACAGGGCUGCUGGCUCUGAAGAUCUCAGCAACAACCUACAAAGGGGUCGCAGCAUCAUCCCUGUCUAGGACAAAUGGGUCCCCAUGGACCACAACAGCAUCACCAGCAUCACUCCUGCCACCUCUCUAUUGGGAUCCUGGUGCCGCAAGAAGGCUUCCCUGGGAAGGGGGGAGCCAAUUAUUGGAUCUCAGCAGCAUCCCCCCGCAGAAGAUGCUUUCCAGUCAGUCUGGAGCAUGUGGCAGCACGCUCCUGCCGGCUGAAAACCAUCUUCCAUGCGGCAUCGCCCCGGCAAGAGUUAAAAGAGGGGCUGGGUGCCGUGCGUGUGUGUGUGCAUGCACGCGCCCUGCUUUGUUUUUAAAAGCGCCUCGGCUGGCCUGGCCCCCCGCCAGACCCGAGGCCUGCCGCUGGCAAAAGCUCCGGCAAAGGAGUAUGAAAAGGGGCAGAAACUAAAUAACGAUAAACCACCUUUUUCAGGCUGCUUUAACAAGCGGGGGGAUGUGGGGAGGAGCUGCAACUACCUGAACUUCCCUCGAAUCCCACCCUGGCUCCCCUGAAAAAUUGUGCCUGGGAUGGAGAGGGAGGGACCUGCUUGAACCUUGGGGCUGUAACAUCUCCUGGGCCUUGCUGAGGUGUCCCGGUGAGUCACAGACCUGUCUGGAGAUGCCCAGGCUGCCUGGAAAUGGCUCUGCUGGGAUGAUCUUUACCCUCCCGGGAAAGGUCUGUGCGUCCUCACCCAUCCUGUGCUCUGUGGGAUGCCCGAGGCUGUGGCAGCCUGUGCCUGGGUGGGUGCGCAGGCACCCUGAGCCCUUUGCAGCCCUGGAGAGAAUGGCUGGAGCUGCAACUGGGCGCAGCUUCGAUGGCGAGAUAAGGGAGCAGGGAAACCUGUGCACACAGCGGGUAUACAGCUCCUGCAGCAUCCCAGGCCUGGUGCAACAUGUCCGGCUGCGCUUCCACCAAGCCCUGCCAGCGCCAGCACCACUCCAUCGCCAGGCUCCAGCCAAGGCUGUGCCGAGAGCCGGCAGCACCUGGCACUGCUGCCGUGCCCGGACCCCCGCCCCGGUCUCCCCCGGGUGCCGUCCCAGGAGCUGGAGCCCUUGUUGGCUGUGCCACAAGGGCUGAAAACUCCCAAGGUUUUGUAACGCUGCCCACGGCCGCAGGCACAGCCGGUUAGGUGAGGUGCCCUGUCUGCUCGUGCAGGGAGUCAGUGAACGUGGCGAGGAUGUCGGUUGCCUGGCACAGAGGUGCCACCAGCAGCAAGGCUGCCUUGGGCUCUCCCACCUGCUUUGUAGGUGCCUUUUGUCCCCUUGGAGCAUCAGUUCCAGGGUCUGGCUGGCUCUCAGCCCUCGCUCCCCCCACCUUGGGGCAUCGGCUUGUUUCUCUGCCAGGCUGGGCAGGGAUAAACCUGAAGGGGGUUUUCCAGUUGGAGCCAAAUUAGGUACAAGCAGCAAGAGGAAGACUGUGGAUUGGGAAAGUGUCUUCUCUUGCUGGGCAGGACACUCAACUCACAGCCUGUGCGUCCCCUUGGGGACCUCUGUGUCCCUGCCACAGCAAGGCCAUGUGAGCACAGUUACCAAAAGGGACCAGAGUUCUUCCCGGCAGCUAAUCAUUGUCCUUGGGGGGACAUGGGUGCACGGUGAGCCCAGCCAGCAGUGUGGGGACUGGUGCACGGCCACAGCAGUGAGGGUUGCUCUGGGCUGCUCUGGUUGGCCUAAAGCACUCAGGUUUGGAUUUGUUGGGCUGAGAGGGGUGGGAAGGGCUGCAUGAGCCCUCCUGUCUUCCUUGAAUGAGCACUCUAUAAUCCUGAUGGGUUAAAAAGAGGGAAAAUGCUCCUCCUUGCAGGAAAAAAGGCUCCUGCACAGACAGAGGAGCCGGCUCUGACCCUGCUCUGUGGCCAAACCCCGAGGGCUGCUCAAACCUUGAGGGAAUCCUCAGCUUCCCCCUCGGCGGUGCUGGGGCACGGGCUCCCUGUCUCAGAGCAUCUGUCCCACUGGUUAUAUUUAGCAGCACAUGCUGGGCUGCACAUGGACACCCUGGAGCUGCUUCUCUGUUCCCUCCACCCCAAACCUGGUGGGGACAUGGCAGGGUCCAGCUCUAAGCCCCCAAAGUCACGACUCCGUCCCGCUGCAGCCUGCUGCGAAUGCCUGUGGCUUCACCAGGCCAAAUUUGAACCAGGUGUUGGUGUCACCCAUGAGCGUUGUCCCAGAUAAACAUCUCCUGGGAGCAGUGUAGGUGGGUGCUUUUGCUCAGCCCCACCUGGGGACAACCUGGGCACUGGGGCAGGGACCAGCAUGUGCCUGUCAGCACCAUGAGCCCUCACACGUGCCUGACCAUGUGCUUGCAAAGCUGGCGCCUCGUCGGCGGAGACAGGACACACAGCGUCCAGGGCUGGUUCGCUUUCUCAGCAACAUUGGCACGGCUUGGAAAGCUGUUUGCCAGCAGGGCCUGGAGAUGAGGCAACCCACUCUGAUUCCCUGGCCAGGGGUGCCGUGGGUGGCAUGGUGUAAGAAGGGGUGUUUUUGCCUAGGAAAAGGAGCCGAGGGAGGGAGGGGAACCCUGUGAACGCCCCUCUUUCUCCCCACCACUGCCCCAGGAUGCUGCGAGGCGGCAGGCGGGGGUUUCUGUGCUCGGCUCCCACGUCCCAUCCCCACCGCCAACUCGGGCUUGCCGGGGCCGUUCCCGACACGCACCCGCCAUGCUGGAAAGGCGUAAACAGAUCGGGUUGCCGGCAGGGGUCCAGGGAGCGGGCAGGCCUUGGCUUGUGUCCCACCACCGCUCCGUUGGGCUGGGGUGUGGGGAAUGCUGAGGCGGGAUGGAGGGGGCUGACCUGGCCGUGGGGUCCCCAUAGGUGGCAGGGUCCCUGUGGGAAGCUGGGCACAAUCUUGGUUUGAUGAGGGGCCAGGGAUGCUGCCCUUGCCUCAGUUUACCUCUGGGGCUGAGGUGCUCAUUAGGGGUUCAGAGGUGCUGCCCCCAACUGCCUUCCCCGUCCCCACGUGGGAAACUGCUGACCAGAGCACAGCCUGUGGACUGGGGGUCCUCAGACCCAACCCUGCUUUAUCCAUCACAGUUAUAUUCUGAUGCCUUUGACCUUGCAGUAAAUCAGCCCUUGUCCUACUCGCAGUAUGUGGGGGGACAGGGCUGCUCUGUGUCGCCCUUGUCCCCAGCUGGUCCCUGAGCAGCUGCCGUCCGGCUUCGGCGUGCGGGCUGGGUCAUGGAAGGAACCCGCUGCGCUCCCUCCCAGCCCUAGAGCAGCUGGGACAAGGGGAGGGGGACAGGAACGUGGCGCCCAGAAUAACUCAGUAGCUGCCGAGGCUGCCAUGGGGGCAGAGAGACAGGCAUGGAGUCCUGGUGUGAGUUUUUGCUUCCACCACAGGGAUGGGAGAUGCCGCUUCAGGGAUGUACAACAUCACUGGCUACUAAGGGCGUUUAUCGGUGAUUUCUGCUGCCCUUUGGGGACAGGCAGUGUGGCACAGGGCAUCAUGGUCAUGUAGCUGUCGUGUCCCUCUCCUGUUCCCCACAGAUGGGGUCUUGUUGCAGACCAGGGUCCUGGGGGAAUCCUUUGCUGCUGCAGCUGGGUGAAAACAUCCCACUCCAGUCACGGUGCAAGAAAAGUGCUGUCGGCCAGAUGCUCUGCAGAUUUUGGCGAUGGCUUCUCCCACCUUGUGGCAUUGCCCAGCAAGCCAGGAACCCGGGCGGGCAGCCGGGGAGUCUGACCUGGCUGGCAGAGAGUCCUGGCGCUGGGCACAGGCAGGGCCGCGCUGCCCUCCCCGGUCUUGGCAGGGGGAGGAGAGAGCAGUGGCGGGUCUGUCUCAGGCUGCUUGUCCUAGGCUGGUGGGAGCUGGACCUGUACCAGCUGGGGACAGACCUGUCACACUGCCCUGCCCACUGGUGGCAGCAUGGAGCGGACAGGCUGUCCUGCUCACAACCUCGUACAGGGGAUGGGAGAGACGGGUGCCCUCUGCACCUUUGAUAUCACCAGAGAGGGGCUUUGGAGAGGGAUCUCUUACAGCCUGGGAGCGCCGAGCAGCCACUGCCAGGUGAGAUCCUGUUGCUCUUUCCUAUCGUAGAUGCCACGAAUGGCUGCAGUGAUAUGGCAUAAGUGGGAACCAGCUCCGCAUAUCACCUGUCCAGCAUCCCUUGGGAUGAGCAGGAGCCAGAGACCACGUGUCAGGUCUGUCCAGGAGGGAAGGAAAAAGUUUACUCAAGCUACUCGGAUCCAGGUUGACAUUCAGAUGGAACUGGAUAGUCCAUGCAUUGUUUGCUGGAAGACAGCUCUAGGAGGCAAAGAGCCUCUCGUUUGGGUUUGGAAAUAGAGGGUAUAGGCAACAGCCCCCCAGGAGCAGGAAUCCUUGGUUCGCAGGGAGGAAAACUCAGUCCCUAGGCAGCGUCUGCCCCCAUCCCUGCAGUGACCAGGCUGUGUGUCCCAGGGACCCUGCUGGCUCGUCCCUGAGCGGGGCUGGCAGCAGCACCGGCUCUCAGGGUCAGAGUUGAGGAAAGGCAUCUGCAAGGUAUUUUUAACCGCGUGAGACUCCAGACCCUGGCUGCGCAGCCGCCAGCAGCGGUUUGAGGUUAGUUCUUGGCUGCCGAUGGUUGAUCACCCGCGGGCUGGUGGCGGAGGAGGGGGCUUUUGGGAUAAUUCAGUUCCCGGCUGCUGGGGCCUCAGGAAGGAAUGACAGCACUUGAACCAUCGACCCUCUGGGUGACCUCCCGGUGCCUCCCUUCCCAUCCUGUGUGUGCCUUGCCUAGAUUAGAGCAUCCAGGGUGGGGAUAGCCAACUCCAGGCGCACAGCAGCUUCCCUGGGACCAAAGGGGCAGGAUGUCACAGGAUUUCCAGCAAUUGCGUCAUCAUGUGCUUCAGGUAUCAGCUCCGCUGGCCGGAGCAGCUCCCAGAUGCUGGCUGUCAUGUGUGGGUACCAGGCUGGCAGUGAUGGGUUCAGAAUGCUGUAGGGCCAUGGCAGCCCCGUACCCUGGACCCAGCCUGGCUCUGCCACCCCUUGGAGCUGUGAUUUGCUGCAUCCACCCAAGCUACAGCACAGGGCUGGAUCCUUGUUUCACUCCCUUGAGCUUGCAGCUCUUGGCUGCUCUACUUUUUAUCUAGGGCUCAUUGUUAGAACCAUAAAAUGAAUAGCUAUGUGCUCCUCUUGAGCGUCAAAACCCUCCAGGUGUAGGUGGGUUGUUGCGUCCCUGCUCACCCUCCCUAAUUAACUGUUGCUCAGCAAAUCCAGACUUACUGACCUGCCCUAAUCUUUCCGUGCGAGGCAAGUCCUUUGGCUGCCAGCUCCUGCCGCUCACCUCUCACGUCCCCACAAGCCUCUCAUGUUCCCUGUGAGCCCUUAUCAUGUUCACAGCCCUGGGCACGAUGAAAGAUGGUACCCUGGGAAGCGACAGGGCUGCCAAGGUUAUUUUCCUCACUGGCAGCUCCCUCCGUGCCCGUGCUCACACUGCUCUCGCCGUCUCCCCGCAUCCUGCUUCCCCUCUUUCUUCCUCCCAUUGACCGUCUGCUGGUCAGAUUAUUUUUGCCCAGAUGCCACAGCCUGUAAUUUUCCCAGGUUGAAUCUGCCUGGGUUUGUUGUCCUAAUCUCCCUAAGUCCCUGUUGUGUUAUUUCUGCUCUCGUCAAUCUGUUGAGCAUCCUACACAGAUUAUAUUAAUGCACUAGUUGCUUGGUAUCACAUUAACGAGGACGCUGUGGGUGUCUGUAAGUCAGGGUGUCUUGGGUACCUGGGGGGCACUGGACAUGCUGCCCCUCCCCUGGCUCCUAGAGGAACCAGUUGGAACCAGUAUGGAAUGGGAGCCAAGGUGCAUUGUUAAUGCUGGACUAGAUGCUCUGCUGGUCCCCGUGUCCUGCAGCCUGUGGGUGGCUCUUGGCCCCGCAGUGUGCCCAGCGAUGCACCAUGGGCUCGGGUAGAGCUCAGCUUGGCCGCCGGCCCACGCCGCUAUCGCCCCAUCUCUUCCCGCUCAGGAGGCGUCCUGUCCUUUCGGAAGGAUGGGGGAAAUGGAAAAGGCUCCACCUCUUCCCUGGGCAAAUACAGCUCCUCUGAGUUCAUAUCCUGGAGAGCGGAAUAGCCAGGUCCCAGCAGGGAUGGUGACUUCACCUCCCGGUAACGCGUUUCCCUGGCCAGCUGGGAAAGGAGCUGUUGUAUCUCUGAAGGAGCCGCCUGGCUUUCCCCACCCAAAGCCUUUCCCAGCUGCUUCCAUCCUGGCCAUGGCUGGGGGAUGCAAUUUUGGUUCUAUGGGGAAGGGGUGUUGCUGGGGGAGCUGGGCUGGGUCGCAUCUCUUUGGGGUAGGAAGCCAGAGCAAACCCCCAGAUUAUUGCAGGGAAGGGAAGUGAGCACCAUUCAUCCCACCACACAGCUGAGAUCCUUCUGGGAGCCUGAAUCUUGGAGCAGGAGCACAAGUUUGGCUUUUGCAAGGGUUGAAUCUAGCCCCAAAGGAAUCCUGUGAUGCUGUUUCCCCCCUGCUAAACCUGGGGACAAGAGGCGAGAACUGCACCUUCUUCCCAGCUGCACGGAUGGGGAUGGGGUUUCCGACUUGGCUUUUCCUUUCAUUGUUCUAGGAGCCUUUGCUUUGAAAAAGCUGCCUGUUUUUUCCUGCUUUGCUUAUGGGGGAAGCGGUGGGGGGAAAUUGGGGGUCUGACUCAGGGUCCUGGGGUGGCUGAACUGGGGGUGAGCGAUCGAUGUCUGUGCUGCACAGGGAUGAUGUCCCCACUGCCUCCUGCUGCCAACCUCUUUAAAAAACUUAAUUGUUGGAUUUUCCCUGGGAAAAAGGCUCCAAAUUGACUCCAUGGUCUUGCUGCCAUGUUCCCAAACCCUCCUUUACCUGUCGUGUUUGUCCAGCCCAGGGAGGAGGCCAGAUGGCUUAGACCUCUCACACUCCUCUGCCUUUGCCAUCACCUGCUUUUGCCAUCAUCAUAUCUGAACAUGUUGCAGGAUGGGAGAGCUUAGAGAAGGAGAAAGCACAGAUGGGGAGAGAGGCAGAGCUGCCACAGGAGACUCAGACAAGCCAGCGGCAGAGACACUUGGUGACAGGGACACCUUGGGCUCUGUGUGGCUGUAAACCCUAAGAUUUGGGGCUCAAGUCAGGGGUAAAUGGUGGAGGCUGUUGAGGUUAGAGACAAGCAGUCUGUGUUUUGGCAAGGUGAUGCUUGCAGUGCUGGAAUGUUGUGUCCAGCCCUAUGGAUGCUGCAAGGAUCCACAGGGAGUUCAGCUCCCAGCAGGUUGCUGCACAUGUUGCCAAAACCAGGAGCAGGGUUUCUGCAGUGUCAAAGCAGGCAGGGCCCUGGCCAGGUCCCGUGUGUGUCCACCUGGGUUCGGUGAGUUUCUUAAGGGAUGAAGACACCAAUUAUUCUUAAGGAGUUGACAGAUGCUGGUGUAGGGAGAGAUAAGGGGCUCCAUGCUCUGUCGCGCUCUCUGUUUGCCCUGUGUUGAUGAGAAUCUGCUUCCCCAAUUGCAGCCUCCCCUUCCCUCCCCUUCCCUGCAAAGCCCCAGUCGGACCCACACCUCGGUGCCUGGCGUGGCAGAGGACCUGUUUGUCAGCGUUGGUGGGGAGGCUGUUUGCAGGGGUGCUGCGAAGCCUCAAACCCCAGCACGGGCCAUUUGUGGGCAGGAAAGCGCCCGUGGCACUUGGACACCCGUGGCAUUUGGACACAGGGAUGGGUGCUCGGUUGGGUAUCCCAGCUGGCAGCACCCUGGCAGCUAAACUCACCUGCCAUAAUGACAAGGCAAACAGGGGAUCCCCUGCCUGCCCAGGAGCUGGGCACAGCGCUGGGCUCAGUGUUUGGGGUGCGGGCUGGUGGCUAUGGCAGGCAGCCGGGGUCAGGAGCCCUUGGCUUUCACCCAAUCUCUGUCCCAAGCUUGCUGGGCAACUUUGGUUGAGUUUCUUAAUGUCUCUGUGGCCAAGCUCCUUCCCUAUCGAAGCAGGUGAAUCUCUUCUGAACCUAUUGGGAAACUGAGGCUGAAGCAGCCGGUUUGCCGGGAGGAGCCGGGUGUGGGUGGCCGCAGCGGACGUGCCUGUGGAUGGAGGGGUGAUGGGGAAGGGUGAUUCCUGCAGGAGAGGGAUGGAUGUCACCUCUUUUGGUUCUUGAUUUUGGGAGAGAUAUCGAGUCUCUCUUGAGCCCUGACAUGAACCCACUGAAUCCGUAGGCAGGUCCACCCCAUGCUGUCGGUGCAGGUCACGGACAGGCAGGGCAGAUCGGGUGAAGCUGCUACCUCCUUCCACCUCCAACAAGCUGCUACCACCAUCGGAGAGGGCUGGUGCUCUGCUGAAUCACAGCUGAUUACCUCCUCUAGCUGUUUUAUUGGCUUAAUGGUGAGAGUCCCCAGGUGGAUUUUAUUUUCCAGACAGGGUAUGUGCAUAUAUUUUCUGUGUGCAGAGCACAUGGCCCUUCUCCUGCUGCCUGUACCAGCAGGGUGGUGUUCCUGUAGUGCCCAGAUAGAGCAUCCAUGUGUGUGGGGUACCCAUGGCCAGCAGAGCAGGGAUGCUCAAGGCUGGUAGUACAGGGAUGCUUGUGGCUGAGAUGCUCAGAGAUGCUGGUUGUGCAGGGAUGCUCAGGCUGGGUGUUGAGGGAUGCUCAUGCCUGGCAGUACAGGGAUGUUUGUGGUACAGGGAUGCUCAGACCUGCCGUGCAGGGAGGCUCAUGGCGUGGGGAUGUGAUUUCUCAGGGUGAGGGGAAGGGAUGAGGGUCUGUCACACAGGACCAGCAGGAAGGUGUAUUUUUUCAAGGCAUCUCUGGCAAUGAGGUGGGUGUCCAGUUCUAGAUGUGUCUCACAGUGGAGGAGCUUUGCUGUGGCCACACCAGGUAGACAAAACUGGGCGAGGUCACAGCGAAAGUACUGCUUUCUGGAGCCUGACUCUGUGUGACAGCCAGGGCAGGAGUCUCCAAGUGGCGCUUUGGAGGGGACACAGGAUGUUCGGGCAUUUCCUUCCCCUGCCAAACCCAGGUGAGUGUGCAUCGCUCCUUCCCAGCGAGUGGUUCAGCACUCCAGAUCGUGUUCAUCUCCCAGCCCUCGAGGGAAGCUCAAGGGUGUCCCCAUGGGGACCAUGUGUCCGGUGAAGGGCACCAGGUGACGCAGGGUGCCCAGUGUGCUGGCACAGGGGCUGCCAGCCCGGCCAGGCGAGGGCACGCCUGGCUCCACGCAGCCGGCACAGACGGUGCUGGGUGAGCGCCCCAGGGGAGUAAAUAUGGGUUCGUGCCGGGCCGGCUGCCAGGAGCAUGGGUGAGGCACCCGCCCUGGCCAGCUGCUCCCCGGGAGCCCCCUGCAUCCCUCAGGGAGCCCAGCCCGGCCUGGCAUCCCCACUGUCCAGUUGCAGCCCAGCACCACGGGGAAACUGAGGCACACUGGAGGGGGCUGCUUUGUCAGGGGAGCUGGUUGGAAACACGCCAUGCGGGGCUCCACCAUCCUGGUCCCCCACACCAGUGAGAGUCCCGAAGGCCAAGGACUGUCGCUUUUACCCUGGCUGGAGCCUGAACAUGCCACGGAUGAAGGUCUCGUUCCCGUCUGGCGAGCACACGGCCGCGCUGCCUCUGCCCCGGCCAGCGGAGCAGGCGGGCCCGACAUUUGUAAGCAAUUUUCCGGAGUGCUCCGGAGGUGCUUCCCGCCUGCCGCUUGGCAGCCUGACGCCGCACAGAAGCUCGCCGGCUCCCUCGAGGCCUCGCUCAGCCCGGCCCUGCGCUGCGAGCCCCGUCCUGCCCGGGCAGGCGCCGGCGAACGCGCUGCGGGGGGCAGAGCGGGGUGGGGACCAGCAGGACCCCUCGGAGGGGCUGUGUUGGGGAGCAGGGCUGAGCAAGGGGGGGCUUGUGGCCAGAGUUAACCCUUAGUGUGCAUUAAACCAAGUUUUCGCCUGGAAAUCUUCACUUUGAGACUCCUCGUGUUUCAGCUCCAGGUCCAUGUUUUUCUGGGAUGUGAGUGUGCUCCCGGCGGGGAGCGGGGAUCAGCACACGGGUGCUCCUGCCCUGGUGCAAACCCACAGGAGGUGACGAUGUGGCUGGGAAGGGUCCGGCCACCCCAUCCCAGUGCCAUGGCAAAGGGGUCCCGGCUGCCUGUCCCGCCUCCAUUUUCCCCUCCAUCCCUCUGCCCUUCUCUUCGCUCAUGCUGUUGCGCUCAGUGUGCCAGGGUGUGUGGCCCAUUUCCGACCCACGCUUUGCCUUCCAGCCUGGCCACAAACCCUCCAGCUCUCCAAGCAGCGAUUUGCCCAGCUACAAGCCAGGGAUGAAUUCUUUCCCUUCUUGCCAGAGGUGGAUGCGAGCGUUAUUGCCUUCACAUUUGGGAAGAGCCCUAAAGGGAAUGAUGCUGCUCCCAGCUCCACUUUUUGGGACCUGCUGCUUUCCCAGCUGCCCACACCAUGUCUGCAUGGUCUGGCCCCAUGACCCGACCUUGCUGGGUUGCUGGAGUGGGGAACUAAUUUGAGGAAUGUUGCUUGGGAGAGGAGCAAAGACAAAGGCGUUUUGCCGUGCAGAUGCUGACAGCUGCCUCCUGGGGCCGGGGAGCGGGCAGGGACACCCGACGUGUCCUGGGACACCCACUGCAUCCCAGUCCUGCUUACUGGACCCCACUGGCCAGCCUGGGUGAGCUCUCCCUCCUCAAACAUUAGGCAUUGCUCAGCUCCAGGAGCAGCCCUCGGGGGCGGUGGGAUGUUUCUGACUCUUUGCUUUUGCUCAGUGGGCAUCUCCAUCCAGCCCUUCUCUUCCUGGCAUUGCCUGCCUGGCUCCCACGGUUCAGGCUCUGCCCCUCCUGCUGUGGGUGAAGACCCUUUUCUUCCUCCUCCUCCUCCUCCUCCCCACUCUUUCCCAACAGCAAAACCCUGUGGCAAUUUCCAGCUGCUACUGAUGGAAGCAACGCCACGUUGGCCUUCAGUUCCCACCACACAGAGCAUCCUUUAAAAAUACCUAUUUAUAAUCCCCCCGCUGGGGAUCACUGAGGGAGUGGGAGGUGAUGGUUUCACAGCAUUGCCUACAGCUUAGUGGAUCCCUUAGCUUAGUUUUGAUUUUAUCUUGAUUGCGUCCUCUGGAAAUCCUGCAGCAGCAAACGCUGCCCAGCCCUUCUUGCUCCCUGCUCACAGCAUCCAUCCCGAGAUGCUUGGAGGGGCAGGAUGAGGCCUCUGCCCACUGCAGCAGACCCCGUUCCUGGCUCUGCCUUGCGCCCCAAGCGCGAUCCUGGUUCUGUGAAACAGGCACCACGGGGCUUGGUGGUUAUGGUCAAUCCGGGGCUGGGAUCAGAAGUGGCCGAUUUACAAGUGAAAUGUUGUUUUUUCCUGGCUGGUGGGGCUGAGAGAAGUGGUUUGUCCUUGAUGGAGACCCCAGAUCCUGGGCUCUCAGUGACAUGGGGCUAGAAGGGAGAAGUGGGAGCUCUGCUGAGCGAUGGCUUUGGGAGCCACUUCCUUUGGGAAGGGCUUUUGGGUUGGUGGAGCUGCUUGCUGCUGCUCUGAAAACAAACAGCUCCUGGAAGAGGUAAUUAGGGGGAUCCCGUCCCGAUCUCCUGAGCCGUGGUGACCAGUCACGAGUGCUUCACCAGCAGCCACUCCAAGCCCUUUUUGCGUUGAUUAGGCUGUUUACAAAACACUGUAAAUUGCAGGAACGAACACACCGUUCCUUGGUUUCCUUUAAUUAUCCAUUUGCAUGAUGAAUGAGCUGGUCCUCUCUUCAGCUUUGCUUUCAGGCAGAGGGGCCGCACAGCAGAGCGUGGCUUUGCGUGGGAUCUGCUGUGUGCAGUGGGCUCAGACCUUGGCAGAGCAGGAGCUCUCCCUGCGCCCCGAGCCCAGCUCUCAGACUUGGAUUUUUCCAUAGGAAGCAGCACAGAAACUUUUCAAAGCAUUUAAUCCUCCCCGGCUCGGCGAUGGGGCUGCCUGGAAAGGCAGAGGAGGAGCGGCGGCAUUUCUUGCUUGCCCGCCCCCCCUCCACUGCAUACCUUCCUCUUUCUUUCCCUUUUGACUUGGCGGAUGAAUUCCAGAGAUGUUAAUCCGCUCUCAACCCCUCGGUGGAGAAUAAAACGUCCUUUCUGUGUGGGAGGAAGGAAUUCAUUCGAAUUAAUUGCGGGAAGGAGCAAGGAGCUGGGGGCGCGCGUGAGGCUGUGCCGAGGGUGGGGUGAGCAUCCUCCACCGCUCAGCAGUCCCCGAAAGGGAGGGAGGGAUGGACAAGGGGACGGGGAUAUCCGAGGUGGCACAAUCCUUCAAUUCAUGGCCGCAGGUCUCAGCCUCUGCCAUGGCUGUAAAAAUGCCAACCAUGUGGUCUGUGGGCCAGGUCUUGGCGGCAGCGAUGGGCACAGCGAGCGAGUGGGGGACGAAACAGCCCCGCUCAGCAGUUUUGGGGUGUUGCUGCCUAUAAAGAGGAGGGAAGCGCCAUCCCACUGAGCUGGGGUGACAGGAGCUGCGGAGUCUGGCCCGUCCCGGGGGCUUGAGAAGAUGGGGCAGGAGUGACGGAGAGAGGAAAGGGUCUGAGCUGGAGCUGGGUCAGCCCGUGGAGGGUUCGUGGAGGUGACGGUGGACAGAGAGGAGAGGAAGAGGAGAGGCCGCCGGGAUGGGCCAGGCGCUGUUCUGCACGCUGGGAGAGCUCCUGGGAGCUGCCAAGCGCCUGAACGUGAACUACCAGGAUGCAGACGGGUUCUCGGCGCUGCAUCACGCAGCCCUGGGCGGCAGCCUGGACCUCAUCUCGCUGCUGCUGGAGGCCCAGGCCACCGUCGACAUCAAGGACAGCAAUGGGAUGCGUCCCCUGCACUACGCGGCCUGGCAGGGACGUGUGGAGCCGGUGCGGGUGCUGCUGCGCGCUGCCGCCUCCGUCAACAUGGCCUCGCUGGACGGGCAGAUCCCGCUGCACCUCUCGGCUCAGUAUGGCCACUACGAGGUGUCGGAGAUGCUGCUCCAGCACCAGUCCAACCCCUGCCUCAUCAACAAGGCGAAGAAAACCCCCCUGGACCUGGCCUGUGAGUUCGGGCGGCUGAAGGUGGCCCAGCUGCUGCUCAACAGCCAUCUGUGCGUCGCCCUCCUGGAGGGACAGUCCAAGGAUGCGACUGACCCCAACUACACCACCCCGCUGCACCUGGCAGCCAAGAACGGGCACAAGGAGAUCAUCAGGCAGCUGCUCAAGGCCGGGAUUGAGAUCAACAAGCAGACAAAGACAGGCACGGCCCUGCACGAGGCCGCGCUCUACGGCAAAACUGAGGUGGUGCGGUUGUUGCUGGAGGGUGGCGUCGACGUGAACAUCAGGAACACCUACAACCAGACAGCGUUGGACAUCGUGAACCAGUUCACCACCUCGCAUGCCAGCAAGGACAUCAAGCAGCUGCUGAGAGAGGCAUCAGGAAUCCUGAAGGUCCGAGCUUUGAAGGAUUUUUGGAACCUACAUGAUCCAACUGCUCUCAACGUCCGGGCAGGAGACGUCAUCACGGUCCUGGAGCAGCACCCGGACGGGCGGUGGAAGGGACACAUCCACGAUGCUCAGAAAGGCACUGAUCGGGUUGGGUACUUUCCCCCCUCCAUCGCCGAAGUCAUCAGCAAGCGAACAGGCAUGGUUGUCCCCCGCGUGGCACCCGCGCACCAGCGCCAGGGUUCCCCCGUCGGGCCGCAGCUCCUCCCCGAUGAGUGUCCUCACCAGGCAGCCCCGAGCGUCCCAGCGCCCUAUGGCCACCUCACCCUAACCCGGACGGCCCCGGGCCCUGACAGCUCAGCAGCAGGAGACAGGAACAGCGUGGGCAGCGAAGGCAGCAUCGGCAGCAUCCGCAGCGCUGGCAGCGGCCAGAGCACUGAGGGCACUAACGGGCAGAGCACCAGCAUCCUCAUCGAGAACGUCAGGCCGCUGCCUUCCACCGGUGACGACCUCCAGCAACACCUUUUGGGAUCGGAGUUGCGCAAUGGGCAGUUGACCUCCACGGCAGGACCACAGGGCCACCAGACCCCCGGCAGCUGCCCCCCUGGAGACAGGGUCUUCUCCCACCAGUUCUUGCGGCCUGAGCAGCUCCUAGAGGGGAAGGACGCAGAAGCAAUUUACAACUGGCUGAGCGAGUUCCAGCUGGAGUCGUACACUGCCAACUUCCUCAAUGCCGGCUACGAUGUCCCCACCAUCAGCCGCAUGACCCCGGAGGAUCUGACGGCCAUCGGCGUGACCAAGCCAGGCCACAGGAAAAAGAUCUCCACCGAGAUCGGGCAGCUCAGCAUCGCCGAGUGGCUGCCCAACUACAUCCCGGCUGACCUGAUGGACUGGCUCAGUGCCAUUGGGUUGCCCCAGUACCACAAAAAGCUGGUGAACAAUGGCUACGACUCCAUCACCAUCGUGACGGACCUGACGUGGGAGGAUCUGCAAGAGAUCGGCAUCAACAAGCUGGGUCACCAGAAGAAGAUCAUGUUGGCUGUCAAGAAGCUCAGGGACCUCCGCAAAAGCCUCAACCAAGCCGAAGCAACUCUGGCAAGACGCAAAGUCCCUGGUGCCCUGGACAUUGUCACCAUCGAGUCUCUGGAGAACGGGGAGUGCCAGUCCCCACACACCCCCAAAAUGACAACCUUCCAGGACAGCGAGCUCAGCUACGAGCUCCAGACGGCCAUGUCCAACAGCUGCCACGAGACACUUGGCAUCAAGAGCAGCCAGGGGAUGUCACGGAGCCAGGAGAGCAUCGGGGUGCGGUCCCGGGGCUCAGGGCACUCACAGGACAACGUGCUGUCCCGGCGCCUCUCCAGCCCCUCGCAGGAGAGCCUGGGCAGCGGGGAGAGCAGCAGCAGCAGCGGCCAGUCCUGCGCGCCGCCCCGCAGCAAGGAGAGCCCGGCCAGCCUGCCGGCACGGCCCAGCCCUGAGCCCUAUGGGAAACUGGUCUCCCCUGAGGGGCUGAAUGGCUUGAAUGGCUACACCAACGGUGGGAGCAGCCCUCUCAAGGAGAGGAACCUGCCCGAGGGCACGGAUCAGCACACCCGGCCGGUGGCUCAGAAAAGUGCCGGGACACCAACGGUCACCCCCUGUACCUCUCCCCAGACCCCCAGCAAGGCGACGGCCCCAUACGUCUUCAUGUACCCACACGUCUCCUUGAAAUCACCUACAGCCCCAGCCCACCUGGGAGCGGAGCAGCCCAAGACCCUGGCGCAUCCCUAUCCCUCCGUCUCCCCCAGGCAGAAGAGCAGCCUGCAGACAUCGGCCCAAAAAGCCUUCUCCUACCUGCACAGCCAGUGCGGCCCCGCAGAGCCGCCCACCGUACCGCAGCCCACGGCCGGGGAGCAGCACAACGGGGGCGAAGGCUUCAAGUACAAGAAGCGAUCGCACAGCCUGAACCGCUAUGCGCUGUCGGACGGGGAGCACGAGGAGGAGGAGGGGGCGCCCACCAGCACCCUGGGCUCCUACGCCACCCUGACGCGGCGGCCGGGCCGCAGCCAGAUGCCACGGGCCUGUCUGCAGACGGACACCAAGGUGACCCGCAGCCAGUCCUUCGCCAUCCGUGCCAAGCGCAAGGGCCCUCCGCCACCGCCGCCCAAGCGCCUCAGCUCCGUGUCCAGCGCCCUCGCCGCCGAGGCGGAUGGCGAUCAGCCCCCCGACCCCCGGCAGCAGCCCGCAGCCCCCCAGGACGUGGCUGACGGGGGUGCUGGCCCUGGUGAUGCUGGUUGUGUCAGGACAGUGAAGAGCCUGGCAGCUGCUCUGGACGGGACAUCAGGGGCAAGUCCACCCAAGCCCCUCCUGGCCCCAAAACCGCUGCACGUGGCUCAGGACCGACUCUCCAGGGCAGACGUGGACGAUGAGUCUGACAAAGGCUAUGAUGCCAGCAGCACCGCGCUUUCUGACACCAGCAGGGACCCCUUUGAGAGCAGCAAGCCACGGAGACGGACACUCAGCGAGCCCAGUGCUCCCAUGACGGAGGCUGCGCAGGAUGGGCGGGAGGACGCCUGCUCGGACACGGAGGAGGAGGCCAAACCAGGGGUCUCCUCCUCAUCCUCCCAGAACAGCUCCAGCGAGUGCAUCCCCUUUGCAGAAGAAGGCAACUUAACCAUUAAACAGCGGCCAAAGCCCGCUGGGCACCCCAAGGCUGACGUGGCUGCGAUGGACACAGAGCCUGGUUCCCAGCCGGCAGAGCCCCCCUGCUCUGCAGGGAAGGAGCCAGCGGUGCCCGCUGCUGCCAAGGAGCCGCCUGUGCUGGAGUUCAACCUCACCGAGUCGGACACGGUGAAGCGCCGGCCCCGCUUCAAGGAGCGGGAGCCGCUGCAGGCGGUGCUGAAGGCGUUCAGCAUGGCGGGGCAGGCCGAGGCGGGGGCCAGCCCCGCGCCCCAGUACGCACAGGCACAAGCGGUGAGCAUCGUGGGCCCCGCCGUGCCGACACCGGUGCCACGGGCCGGGCUGGCCGGGGAUGCGUUUGACGAUGACAGCAUGGAGUUCAGGAUUGCCGAGAUAGAGAAAAGCAUCUUGUCGCUGGAGAAGGGGAUCAAGAAGGCACCAAGCCCCACCAAAGCCCCCAGCCCUGUGGAGCUGCUCAGCACCACUGUGGUGAGGACACCUGCGCCAGGUACGGGGGCUUUUGGGGGUGUCCCCAAGGCAGUGGUGGAGCCUGAGUCUCCCUCCUGCCCGGCUGGGCCGGUACGGGAGGUGAGGAGGACGUGUGCCACCACGUGCCACGAGUCCCCUUCCUUCACAGACGUCCCCGCCAAGCACACCUCUGUGGCAUCCACCAAGCUUGUCUUCUCCGGGCCCAAGACAAUCUACCAGCAGGUCCUGCAGCCCUCCCGCCACACCGUUGCUCCCUGGGUGGCCACUGAGGCGGUGCCAGAUGUGAUCGGGUCCCUGGCCGGUCCCAGCUCGCUGACGCUGGAGACGGGCAGCAAAGCGUCGGCGAAGCCUUUGGCAGCUGCCCCGGGGGCCGCGCUGGCCCAGCAGCGGCUGGAACAGACCAACUCCACCCUGGCUGCCGCGCUGCAGGCAGCCGAGAAGAAGAUCACAACGGAGGAGGCAGAGAGCCACCCCAGGGCCGUGCACUCAGCCAAGAACAUCCUGGAAGACAUCAGCAACAUGUUCGAUGACCUGGCCGACCAGCUGGACGCGAUGCUGGACUGAGACUUGCUCCCUCCUUCCCCUCCUCACCUCCGGCUGCUGCGCCAGUGCCCUCCAGACGGGGGGAGAGCGGACCCGGCACCGAGUGGUGCCUUCGGGUCUCCCCGGCCACCUCCAUCCCAGCACUCUGCGCCACGCUGGGAAUGCAGCCGCCCCUCUGCCCACCCAGCUCUGUGCCACACGUGCCGGCGCGGCCGCGGGCCGGUUUCCGAGGGGGUCAGGCCUUUCCCACCAGACUGGCAGCAGGAGGAGAGCACAGAGGGGCUGCACACGCGGUCCUGGGGGCCUCGGAGAAGCCCUCACAUCCUUGCACAGAGCCAAGGAGCCUCCACAAGGGACCUUUCUCCUUCCACGCUGCAUUGCUGAGUCUUGCCUCUCAUUAUUUAUCCCCUGCCAACAAUGUGUCAAAAGAGAGACCUCCCCAGGCAGCCGCCACCGAGCUGGCUAUUUACUGAGCAGAUCCCAACCCCAGCAAGGCCUGACAGCAGCUAAAAGAAGACAGGGCUUGUCGCAAUUUGGCAGCUUGCAGAGCGAGAAGGAACCUUCCUGCUUUAUUUGUUGCUUUUCCAAAUGCGUCAGCGUCAGGGCGGCGUGUAAUCUAAGUGGAUGGAAAUCCCUCCGGUGGGACCCGCGAACCCCUCGAGACGGGGCUGGCACAGCCUGCGGAGCAGCGGACGCUCUGCCGGACACGGAGAUCUCCCUGCCCCUUCCUGGGGCCGUGAGGAUGGUGACGGCAGUGCCGAAGGCCCGUGCGUUUGUGCCAGUCCGCCUGGAUCGUGCUGCUAAAUGCAGGCUGCCCUCUGCCGACACCGUGCCGACGCAAACCUCCGCCCCGCUGCUGCCAGGGUGAGGUAGCAGCAUGGUUAGCGCUUCCCCGACACCCCAUCCCUUUUUUUGGGGAGAAAACGGUCCGUUUUCCCAGUCGUGCUCCCUGCGGGGAGCUGCUGGCACAAACUCCGCCGUGAGGGUUGUUGAACAGUAGCGGCGUUUGGGAAUCUGUGAGAUGUUUCUGUGCAGCCCCGCGGGAGCGGUGACCCCGCGCGCACCGGGGAGUUCAGCUCGGCAGCGGCUCCCGCGCGGUCGCAGCCCCGUGGCCGGGGAACGGCAGCGAUGGCUCGUCUCAUCCAAGCGGUAGGAACGGCUGCAUAGCUCCAAGACAGAUGUCUCUAGCAGGAUCUGUUCAGUAGUGCAUGUCUAAAUAUGUCUAAGAGCCCCGAACUUGGCUUGCGCUCGGCAUGCCAAGCACAUGAAAGCAUCGGAGCACCAGAAGGGAACCUAAGAUUGUGCUGAAGUGCCAUUUGCUACAAAAAUUCCAAACAAAUGGAAAAAAAAAAAUCCACGUAUUCCCCCCUUUUAAAAGAAUCGCCAAUGCAAACUGGAGAGGGAGAAGGUGGCCGAAGAGGUGGUUGUUUCCCAGCCUUUUUGGGAGUUUGCGAUGGGAUCAGCUCUGCAGCCCCUCGUCCCCACGGGGAGCAGCCCCUGUGAGCUCUGGGGCUGAAAUACAUUGAAAAACCCUGAAAAAAAGAAAUCAUAUCAUUGGUGGGGACUUGAGGUCAGUUUGAGGUGGUUAAGACCCUUCUCUCCCAGGUAGUUGGUUGCUCUGAUUUAUCUGUCACAUUGAGUGUAUUUAAGUGACCGUGUCUGACAGGCAAGUGCUACGUCGUGGACCCGAUUGUUUUUAAAUAGCUACAACCAGUGGCACUUUAUCAAAAGGUUUGCAGAAACCUUUUAAAACUGAUUUUUUUACUCUCAUGAGUCAACCUGGGACAAGCCCGAUUAUUUUUUUCCAGUGUUGAUAAACUGUAAAUGUUUUUGUUUUUUUUAAAACGCCAAUGUAUAUAUUUUAAAUGUGAUUUAUUAUAUAUAUAUUUACUAACCAGAACUGCAAGUCUUGUACUCUAGGGUCAGGGAAGAGGACACUGGGGUGGAGCUGUCGCUGUCUGAGCCACCUGAGGGCAGCACCACGCUGCUCUCGUUGUCAAUAAGGGAACUUAACAUUUGAUUUUGCAGAAGAAUGACUAUUUUUUAAGGUCUAGAUCUCUAUUUUGAAGCUACUGUACGGAGUGUAAGUUAUGUACACUGCAAGUGGGACUAACUGACCCCGGCUGCACCUGCUCCAUGCAGCAAGACAGUGAGGGGAAAAAAUAGCCCGUGUAAUCACCAGACUGACAACAGAUUUUAAACCAUCUGCUCUGUUUGUGUUAAUCAUGUGUUUUGUUUUCCACUAACAUCCAUUAAGACUAAAUUCUAUUAAACAGUGGGGCAUAUUUUACCCUUUUGAUA
Messenger RNA from Columba livia (rock pigeon), 20601 nucleotides. It is a transcript of the gene CASKIN2, whose product is annotated as CASK interacting protein 2. NCBI's taxonomy places the organism in Eukaryota, Metazoa, Chordata, Aves, Columbiformes, Columbidae. The record is from RefSeq and is a predicted model, not a curated record. The coding region runs from base 13825 to 18321 and encodes 1498 amino acids. Gene Ontology annotation, molecular function: protein binding. The transcript has 19 exons.